UAUUAUUGAUUUGUUGUUAUUGUUAAAAUUGGCGGCUUUUAGUCUAUUUGUGAAAUUUUUUCUAUCAAUAAAGAAAUAAUUAAAAAGUGUAAGAGAAAAUAAUGCCUGAAUCUAUAAUUGCCGGUAUACCGGUAAAUUUUCCCUUCGAACCAUAUGAGGUACAACGUGCCUAUAUGGAGAAGGUGAUCCUUUGUUUACGUGACAGUACCAAUGGUGUCCUAGAAUCACCAACUGGUACUGGUAAAACAUUAAGUCUACUUUGCUCUUCAUUAGCAUGGCUUUUAUCAAAGAAACAAGAAAUGAAGGCAAAUAUGCAGAAAACAAUACCGGGACCAGGCGAAAGUAGAAACGUGCCCGAAAUAAUGGAACAACUUGAAAUGAUAAAUCGUUCAAAAGGUAAAAGCAAUUGGGGUGUACCAAAAAUCAUUUAUGCUUCGCGUACACAUUCACAAUUGACACAAGCUAUGCAGGAAUUGAAGAGAACGUCGUAUUCCUUUAUGAGAGCAGUGGUUUUGGGCUCCAGAGAUCAACUGUGUAUACAUCCCGAAGUCAUGCGUGAACAGGGCAAUGCGAAUAAAAUUCAAAUGUGCAAGUUGCGUGUUCAAACUCGCACAUGUUCGUUUCAUUCUCGCGUUGAGUCGCGCAAAGAUGAUCCCGAUUUUAGGGGACAUCCUAUUAUGGAUAUUGAAGAUCUAGUGAAGGCGGGACAAAAGCUCAAAAUGUGCCCGUAUUAUGCUUCAAAAGAAUUAGUCGAAGAUGCCGAUAUCGUUUUUAUGCCCUACAAUUAUCUAUUAGAUCCAUCAGCUCGCAAAGCCAAUAAAAUUGAACUAUCCAAUGCUAUUUGUAUACUAGAUGAAGCGCAUAAUAUUGAGAAAAUAUGUGAAGAAUCAGCUUCUGUGCAAAUAAAAUCUUCUGAUGUUGCUAUGGCCAUAGAAGAUACCACCCACAUCAUGAAGGCCAUGAGUUCGGGAGAAAUGUACGAUACUGGAGACGAACAAAAAGAUUUUAAUAUUGAAGACUUGGCUCUACUUAAGGAAAUGCUUUUAGAGUUUGAAAAGGCCAUAGAUGAUAUCGUAGUGGAAAAUAAACAAGAGGGUGCCACAUUUCCAGCAUCGUACAUUUUUGAUUUGCUGGCACGAGCUAAUAUCUCUUACGGUUCCUCAAAAUCUGUUGUUGCCCUUUUGGACAAAUUGGUGCAAUUCAUGGCAAUCGAAUCACAAAGUAAUCAUUUACGCAAAGGCGGUAGUUAUCAAAAAUUAUCUGAUCUUUUAACUAUUGUGUUCAAUAACAAGGAGGAUACCAUACACAAGGUAUAUCGUAGUUUUAAAGUUCACGUACAGAUUGAGGAACCUAAACAGCAAUACUCUAAAGGCGCUAGCAAAGACGGUUGGUUGGCAAAAGGCAAUACAACAACUACAACUAAGGCAGCAAAGGUUAUAAAUUAUUGGUGUUUUAAUCCAGGAUUUGGAAUGGAACAGUUGCUGAAUACAAAUGUACGUAGUGUCAUCUUAACUAGUGGUACUCUUGCACCUUUAAAACCUCUUAUUGCUGAGUUAUCUAUACCGAUAGCACAACGUUUGGAAAAUCCUCACAUUGUGAAAUCUUCGCAGGUGUAUGUCAAAAUAAUAGGUUCCGGCCCAGAUCGCGAACAAUUAAUAUCGAAUUAUCAAAAUCGUGAUAAUCCCAAAUAUAUUAGUUCAUUGGGUUCUACUAUACUAAAUGUUGCUCGUAUUGUACCCGAUGGUUUGUUGGUAUUUUUUCCCUCGUAUCCUUUACUCAAUCAGUGUGUAAACUCAUGGCAGGCUUCUGGUUUAUGGGCUGAUAUCUCACGUUACAAACCCAUAUUUGUAGAGCCUAGAGGUAAAGACGAUUUUGUAACGACCAUGGAAUCAUUUUAUCAAAGCAUAAAAGAUUCCAAAGGAGCUUGUUUUAUGGCAGUUUGUCGUGGCAAAGUCUCCGAAGGUCUUGAUUUUGCCGAUCGCAAUGGACGUGCUGUUAUUAUAACCGGUUUACCGUUUCCUCCUUUAAAGGAUCCCAAAGUUAUUUUAAAAAAGAAAUAUUUAGAAGAUAAUCGCACAAAAGAAAAUGAGCUACUCACUGGUCAAGCGUGGUAUGCUUUAGAUGCCACACGUGCUGUUAACCAGGCUAUAGGUCGUGUUAUACGUCAUCGUAAUGACUACGGUGCCAUCUUGCUGUGUGACAUACGUUUUCAACAAUCAUCCCAAGUACAACAACUAUCCAAAUGGAUACGUGAUAUUUUAGGAAAUGCUCCUAAGAGUUCUGCAUUUGGUCCAGUAGUUAAAGAAUUACGAGAUUUUUUCAAAAAUGCCGAGAAAAGUAUGCCUAAGCCCACUGAGCGUUCUGUGGAUGCUUUGGUUAGCGAUACAUGUGAAGAGGCUGGUGCCGAAGUUGUACGCAGUAAAUAUUUUGCCGAUCCUAAGGAAAUUUUGGCUGCUAAGACAAAAUUUCAAAAUGCCCAUAACGAUGCGAUUAAAAUAGAAAAAACAAAUUUAAUCCAAUCAUGGUCACCUAAUGACUACGCAUCGGCUGCAGGACGGUCACGUAAUGGCAAAUUACCAAGUGCUAUGGAUUUUAUGAGUCGCUUAGAUUCUGAUGUUUCAGCUAUAGAUUUUAAUUCUUCGGCUAGUGGUAGCAGUUCAUCAUCAACAGGUUUGGUUAAAAUACAUAAACGAGAACGCAGUCCAUUUAGUCAAUCAACAUCGCCAAGUUCAAAUAGUUCUGGAGUAGUCAAAAAGAAAAAAUACAAAUUAGUAGAGAAUAGUUUUAGCACAAAACCCAGUUUGUCUGGAAUAUCAACAUCAACGUCAUUAUCAUCAUCAUACUCGUCUUCAUCGUCCUCAUCUGCAACAACACUUAAUUCAUUUGCAUUUAGCAAAACUCAAUUACACAGUGUGGACAAUAAAACAGCUCCUGAAGGUAGAGUUGAAUUUUUGAAAGUGUUACGCAGUGUUUUAUCUCCAGCUGAUUUUAGCGCUUUUACUGCAGCCUUGGUCUCUUAUAAACGUGAUGAUACUAUUGAUAUUUUAUUGGAUCUUUUAUUUCGACUAUUGGGCCAACCACAAUUAUUAUAUAUGUUGCGUGGCAUGAGACGAUUUUUAAAAAAUGAACAUCGCUCACAAUUUGAUAAACGUAUUGAUGCUUUAACGUAGAUUUUGUUUUGCUUUAAAGGUUAUUUCUGUUCUUAUUAAGUUUUUAUUUAUUUUUUAAUUAAUAUUAGAAUUUUAUAGGUUUUUUUAUGUAUAAGUUUCUCUUUUUUAAAAGCGAUAUU
Molecule: messenger RNA, 3289 nt
Organism: Lucilia cuprina (Australian sheep blowfly)
Lineage: Eukaryota; Metazoa; Arthropoda; Insecta; Diptera; Calliphoridae
Gene: Rtel1
Product: regulator of telomere elongation helicase 1 homolog
Exons: 8
Coding region: 102-3170 (1022 amino acids)
Biological process (GO): DNA repair; regulation of double-strand break repair via homologous recombination; DNA recombination
Cellular component (GO): nucleus
Molecular function (GO): DNA polymerase binding; DNA binding; DNA helicase activity
Source: RefSeq, a predicted model, not a curated record